AUGCAAAAUAAAGUACUAAGAGCAUCCUGCGUACCGAGCAAGACAAAAACAAGCGUCCAGAAGGAUCAGAGUCCACCGCCACUCCUGACGCGCACGCGACUCAGUCUAAAUCAGCUCGACGCUCGCAGACUUCAGCGGCUCGACCGACAGCGGCCGUGGCAGGAGAAACCACCGAAGCAGAAAAAAAAAACAAAAGGAACCCUCAGAAUAUUUUACGACAAAACUCUGCCAACUGACGUCGAUACAUCAGAUCUGAAAUUUAAAGCGCGGAAGUAUGUGUCCAAUUCGAAAUAUGGCGACAUUUACAUGAUAAGAGAAAUCAAUAAAAAAGAGAAACCUAAACCGGAAACCCCUCCGCGGAAGUGGCUCUGGGAGGACGAGUACAUGCUGUGGAUGGCAACCGGAAGUAGGGACAAGUACCUCGAAGACAGAGGAUCGACUCGCACAAAAGCGGUUCCUUUGUACCAAACCGGAAGUUUGAAAUCCUCGUCAACAACUGAGUAA
Messenger RNA from Dreissena polymorpha, 504 nucleotides. RefSeq lists its product as uncharacterized. The transcript has 4 exons. NCBI's taxonomy places the organism in Eukaryota, Metazoa, Mollusca, Bivalvia, Myida, Dreissenidae. The coding region runs from base 1 to 504 and encodes 167 amino acids. The record is from RefSeq and is a predicted model, not a curated record.